AUGGGCAAAGGCGGUGAUUCCACCAAGUUUGUCCGGGCGCCUUGGGUAAAGCAGGAGGCCCCGAAGAGGUCAACAUACCAGUCCGCGUAUGACAGCUCCUACAAGGGCAAGGGCAAGGGUAAAGACAAGGGCAAGGGCAAGGGCAAGGGGAAAGGUAAAGACAAGGGCAAGGGCAAGAGGAAGGGACCGGCCCCCUUCGACUCCGAGUUCUGGGAGGUCAAGAAGGCGGACGAGAAUAGAAAAGCGCUGGCAGGCACCUUCACUGGCACAAUCAGCAAGUAUCGGAGACGCAGGGAUGGGGCCUGA
Prorocentrum cordatum is the source of this 306-nucleotide messenger RNA. Lineage: Eukaryota; Dinophyceae; Prorocentrales; Prorocentraceae. The record is from the annotation of a GenBank genome assembly.